Molecule: messenger RNA, 2916 nt
Organism: Selaginella moellendorffii
Lineage: Eukaryota; Viridiplantae; Streptophyta; Lycopodiopsida; Selaginellales; Selaginellaceae
Product: G-type lectin S-receptor-like serine/threonine-protein kinase At1g34300
Exons: 1
Coding region: 122-2812 (896 amino acids)
Biological process (GO): recognition of pollen; protein phosphorylation
Molecular function (GO): ATP binding; protein serine/threonine kinase activity
Source: RefSeq, a predicted model, not a curated record
AAAAAAUGAGACAAAAACGCGCUGCUGCCCAAAGUCUUUGAAUGUGUAUCGCGACAAGCUACAUACAAUAGCCUAAUCACCACUCAUGGAAUUCGAGUGAGAGCACGAGGAGGAAGAAAGAAUGGUGGAUGCUCUCCUCUCCUCCGCCAUAGCCAUACUCUGGAUCUCUUGUUCUCUCCCCUCCUCUCUCGCGCAGGACCAAUUCGCGUCAGGGCAAACGAUCGCCACCGCGGGCGCGGCAGCAUCGAUCUCCAGCGGCAGCUUCUCCCUCGGAUUUGCGCCAUCGCCGCGCAGCCCCGGGGAAUUCGAGCUAGGGAUUUGGUACCGCGCGGAUUCGCAGCAAGUCUUGGUGUGGGACACUGCCGCCCCGGCGUCACGCGCCGGCGCAAUCCUCCAGCUCUCCAGCGAUGGAUCCCUGGCGGUGCGCGACGGCGCCAGCACCACAUCGUGGACGAGCGGCGCCACUGGGGCUUCGUCCGGGCAGCUCCAAGAAUCAGGUAAUCUCGCGCUCCGGAACUCCAGCGGCCAGGUCGUGUGGAGCAGCUUCGAUCAUCCCAGCAGCACGCUCCUCCCCGGCCAAUUCCUCCCCAGGGGCCGCAAUCUCACCUCGCGCGCCGGCGGCUACACCCUCACCAUGGAUCAAUCGGGCAAUCUCACGCUUCGCUGGAGAAGCGCGCAGUACUGGAGCAGCGACACCGAUGGGAGUGGAAAUUCCUCGAUUCCCACGAAUGCGGUGGUGGAUGUCAAUGGCGUGCUCAAUCUCAACGCCACCUCCACAGUGCGCCAGUUCUUCCCGGAGGAUUAUGGGCCAGGGCAAAGCCGCCGCCUCACGCUCGACGACGAUGGCAACCUCCGGCUGUACACUCUAAUCGAGGCGGUAUGGUCCGCGCGGUGGCAGGCGGUGUCUGACCAGUGCCAGGUGUACAACUACUGUGGCAACUACGGCAUAUGCUCGUACCGCGCGGUACCGUCCCAGGCACCGGUGGCAUACCGCACGGUAUGCGACUGCCCGACUGGGCUGGGCUUCGUGGAUCCCAGCCGGCGUAACGCUGGAUGCACCAACACCGGGAAUGUGGCCAGCGAUUGUGCCACCGAGAGCAACCAGCUGAUCGCGACGAACUCCACCGCUUGGCUCGACAGUGGAUCCACCGUGACAUCGAACAGCAACAGCGAGCAGUGCACGAGCAAUUGCCGCGGCGAUUCCAGCUGCUUUGGCUGCCUCGUCCCAAACGAUGGAUCCGGCCACUGUGUCCAGUUUCGAUCGACGUCCAUGAGCGGCUACUCGUCCCCCUCGAUCCAAUCCACCGCCUUCCUCAAGGUGUGUACCUCGGCCGCGAAUUCUCCACCCACAUCGGUCUCGUCAGAGCCGCGAUCGUCGAAUCAGGGGCGGGCAAUCGGCAUUGCCGUGGGCGUCACAGUGGCGGCGCUGGUGCUGGCGGAGCUGGCGGUGGGAUGGGCGGUGUACCGCCGGCGGUACUCGAGACGGGUCCAGGAAGCCGCGCGGCACGCCAUCCUGGACUAUGCCUCUGGCGCGCCGAUGAGAUUCACGUACAAGGAGCUCCAGAACGCGACGUAUAACUUCCAGACGAGGAUUGGCGAGGGAGGAUUUGGCCCCGUGUACAAGGGAUCCCUCGCGCUCCCUGUGAGCAAGACCGCCAUAGCCGUGAAGAAGCUCGAGGGGAUUUUCCAGGGGGAGAAGGAGUUUCGUACCGAGGUAGCGACGAUCGGGAGCACGCACCACAUGAAUCUGAUGCGCCUGGUGGGAUUUUGCGCCGAGGGAGCCGCGACGCGAUUGCUCGUCUACGAGUUCCUGCCCAAUGGAUCGCUGGAUCGCUUCCUCUUCCACCACGACCACGACCUGGAAUGGGGCCAAGAUAGAUCCUGGCAAUCCAGCGACGCGUCGCGGCCAUUCUCGUUGCGAUCCAGCGAUAUUUCGAAGUCUGGAGGCCAGGAAGCAGCAUUGCCGUCGCGAUCCAGCAAUCUCUCACGAUCUGGCGCCCAGAAGGCAAGAUCCACCGCCACUGCAUCCACCAGCUUAUCGACAUCGUCAAGACCACUCGCACCCGGCGAAGAUGAGGACGAUUCUUACCAGGAAGCGCGGCCAUCGCUGGACUGGCCGACGCGAUUCAAGAUCGCGCUGGGCACCGCUAGGGCUCUCGCCUAUCUCCACGAGGAAUGCCGCGAGCCAAUCGUCCACUGCGACCUCAAGCCAGAGAAUAUCCUCCUGGACGAUAGCUUCGCACCCAAGGUCUCGGACUUUGGCCUGGCGCGGCUCAUCGACGAGGGCAACGCACGCAACCUGACCACUGUGCGCGGGACACGUGGCUACAUGGCGCCGGAGUGGCUGGCGAAUAUGCCCAUUACCGCCAAGUCGGACGUGUACAGCUACGGCAUGGUGCUGCUGGAGCUGGUGGGCGGGCGCCGCAACUUCGACACGUGCCGCGCGGUACCGCGCGGCAUGCAGCGGUACCCCGCGUACCUUUACAGGGAGCUCGAGGCCGGGCGGCUCGAGGGCGCGGUGGACGAGCGGAUGUACCGUGCGGAUGUUGACGGUGUGCAGCUGGAGAGGGUGGUGAAGGUGGCGUUUUGGUGUAUACAGGACGUGGCCAGUGCGAGGCCGGUAAUGAGCAAGGUGGUGCAAAUGCUGGAGGGGAAUUUGGCGGUGCUGCUUCCGCCGCCACCCAAGGUGGCGAUGGAUUCCUCCGCCUCCUCGUCUGGCAGCGCGACCGCCGCCUCCUCCUCCACUGCGUUCUCGAUCUCCUCGCAGUCGUCCGGGACUUCGUCUGCUCCGCAUUCGUUGAUUGGGAGAUGAAACUUGACGGAAACUUGAGAGGAACUUUGUUCCAAUACGGAUUUGUAAGAUAAAGGUGCAUUGUUUUGGGAAUUGGAAAAAAACGUGCAGAGGAAUUUCUUUUU